UACAAGAUACAUAGAUCGACGUAACGAUUUAGAUUAAAUUUGUCUCUAAAAAUUACAAAUUGAAAUACAGCCGAGUGUUAAGUUAAAUACUAUAAGUUUCAUUUUAUAUGUUACGUUAGAAAAAUGUGUGAAGCCAAGGAUAUGGCCGCAGAAGAAACGGUUAAGAGAAGUGUAGAUUUGGACUAUGUGUUGGUGAAUGAGUUGGGCCAGUUUGGACGAUUUCAGAUUAAAUACAUAUGUCUCAUUGCACUUCCAAUGAUGAGUUCGGGGUUCUUUGGCGAUUAUGUGUUUACGGCCACCGCGCUUCCACAUAGAUGUCGUAUUCCCGAGUGCGGUGAGAGUAGUAAGAGUGAUGUCUUCGAUCCAGACUGGAUCACCAAUGCAAUACCACGAACAGAUGCAAGAGCAAGCUGUGAAAGAUAUGCGCCCGCGCAUACUGGCUAUAACGGAUCCUUGCUUCACUGCCCCAUAGAUCUCUUUGAUCACUUAAUCACACAAAAAUGCGAUGAAUUUGUCUACGAUGGCGUUUCUUCUGUUGUAUACGAUUUUGACCUGGGAUGUAAAGAAUGGCUUAGAACCCUGGCUGGGACGCUGAGUAGUCUAGGCACGUUAUUGGUCCUACCACUUGUCGGCUACAUCUCUGACCACUUUGGGCGACGCAUGGCAUUACUCUUCAGUGUCUUCAACACGGCCCUAAUUGGGGUUUUCAAGGCUUUUUCAGUAAACUACACCAUGUUUCUUGCUCUACAACUACUGCAAACUACUUUAGGAGCAGGAUUAGCAAGUUCUGCUUACAUUUUUUCCACCGAGUUAGUAGGCCCUAGGUAUCGAGUUCUUACGUCCGCUACAUCUUCGGCAACGUUUGCCUGCGGGGAGGUAGUUCUAGGUGUAGUAGCCUGGCUUGUGCGCCCGUGGCGAUUUCUACUCCUAACCCUGUAUAUCCCGGUCUUUCUUCUUUUAUCGUACUAUUGGAUAUUGUCUGAAAGCGUCCGGUGGCUGUUAGCAAAGAAGAAAUACGCUGAAGCUAGACAAGUACUAGAAAACGUCGCUAAAACAAAUAAAACAAACAUAAGUGCGAAAUCUAUGGAUGCUUUAUUGAAUCCUCCCACAAGAAACUUAAAAAAUUUGCAGACUGAUCGACGGAAUCUAAUACAAUCAAUCUUUAAAUCGAAAAUUCUUUUGAGACGCGUGUGUACUACACCGAUCUGGUGGAUAAGCACAACAUUCGUCUACUACGGCCUGUCUAUUAAUUCCACGAAUCUAUCAAAGACAAUACACCUCAACUACAUCCUGACAGUUGCAAUAGAAAUACCAGGCUUCUACACGGCCGUGCUCACAUUGGAUCGAUUCGGGAGAAAGACGACGCUUUGUACCGGUUUCUUCUUCAGCGCAGCCUGUAACUUAGCAUUCGUUUUUAUACCAGCAGAUCUCACAGUACUCCGGCUGGUAGUGUACCUGGCUGGUAAAUUCGGUAUCUCACUGGUGUUCACAUCUCUGUACCUCUAUACGUCAGAGCUCUACCCCACCGAGUUUAGACACUGUCUCUUGGGCUUCUCAUCAAUGGUCGGUCGGAUUGGUUCUAUAUGCGCACCUCUUACACCACUUCUUACAAAUUAUUGGCUUGGUUUGCCAAACACAGUGUUCGCUAUAUUGGGCUUAAUGUCAGGCCUCUCGGUCCUCACGCAGCCUGAAACUUUUGGAAAGAAAUUGCCGGAUACCUUGGAGGAGGCCGAAAUUAUUGGAAAAUAAGGUCCCGAGGACAAUUACAAGUGUAUGACAUGAAACGUAGAAGUUGCAUUAAGGCAGAAAGGAUUUCUUUUUCUAUAAAACUUUAUAGCAUUUAAUAUUAAUAAUAAUAAUGAUAAUUAUUAGCAUAUUCUGCCACACGGUGCGGCGUACAAAUUUGUCUUAAAAGAUAGAAUAUAUAUUUCAAGCAAGUAAUCAUUAAUUGGAUAAUAUUUUGAAUAAAACUGUAGUAUUAAGACCUUUGCGUGUUUUGGUAAGCCCUGUAAUGUGGCAAUAAUCUUGAUUGCCACACAAAAGGCGUUUUUCUUUUACAAUUCCGGAAAUGAUUUUGGCCAAUUGUUACCCAUGACGGAGAGUGCUCCAUUCCCGUUACUCUGUUAUUAUUAUACUAGUCUGGCCAUAACUACUGUUACAUAAAACUUUCAUUUUUUUACUUUACAAAUAUUUUGAAUUUGGAAUUUGGGAUUAUGCGCCAUUUCACAUUUUUUCGUGUUCAUUAUCAAAUUAGAAUAUGAAAUGGAGUGUUAAAGAAAAUAGGAUUGCAUUGACCUUUUUGGCAUUGCCUUGCACAAAGUGGGUGUAGCUGUCGGUCAUUGGCUAGACACUUCUAAAGAUCAGCCGUAUAUUCGUAUAUCGUACUCUCGACAAAUACAACAACCGGUCGCCGUCAGGUGCUGUUAGAACUACAAAGGCUGUUAAUGCAGUAAAAGUCAGAAUUCGUCAAAAUCUCAUUAAGAAAUAAAAAAUCCUCCUAAAUCAUCUGUCGCAUAUUUAAAACAAGACCUGAAGUUCGGUGCUAUUACAAUUAUUAUAUUACAAUUAAAGAGAGUGAAAAGCACAGAAAUCACAUCUUUACCAAUGAAAAAAUGUUCACCGUCGAAGAACACUACAAUUAGCAAAAUUAUAAAAUGGACGCUCACACUUCUAAAGAUGCCGCUCAAGUGAUCGCAAAGGUAAAACGUGGUCAUCAUCCUGCGUCAAUGAUGGUUUGGUGGGACAUAAGUCCCCUUGAUAAUAAGGAGUCACAUAACUAAAUUUUUGUGAAAAGGAGUGAAAACAUCAUCGAAAGUGUAUCAAGAUACAGUCUUGGAUCAUGUGAAUCUCUAUAUUUGCAUAUAAUAUCUAUAACUACACUGUUUACAUACUGUAUAAU
Molecule: messenger RNA, 2899 nt
Organism: Pieris rapae (cabbage white)
Lineage: Eukaryota; Metazoa; Arthropoda; Insecta; Lepidoptera; Pieridae
Product: organic cation transporter protein-like
Exons: 7
Coding region: 124-1749 (541 amino acids)
Biological process (GO): transmembrane transport
Cellular component (GO): membrane
Molecular function (GO): transmembrane transporter activity
Source: RefSeq, a predicted model, not a curated record